This is a messenger RNA of Zea mays, 1616 nucleotides long. Its product is annotated as anthranilate O-methyltransferase 2-like. The record is from RefSeq and is a predicted model, not a curated record. Gene Ontology annotation, molecular function: methyltransferase activity. Bases 302 to 1477 code for a protein of 391 amino acids. The transcript has 2 exons. Lineage: Eukaryota; Viridiplantae; Streptophyta; Magnoliopsida; Poales; Poaceae.
UUUCAAUUUUCAUGCAUACGUGAUACGCCCGCGCUCUCUGUUCUGUUCGCCGCCGUCCCGCCUUGGAGCACCUGCAGCCGGCCGCCUCGAAGCACACGCCGUCGUCCUCUCCGGCGAGUGCCCUUGCCCUUCCUCACGCCCGCGUCUGGUACGGUGUCUCUAUCCAUCUUGCCCGCGUCGUCUCGCCGGCGGCUUCGUAAGUAUUCUUGACUUUAAACAAUUUAUCUUAGCUUUGUCGACUUUUUUGAUACAAUAUUUAUGCGAUGGUUAGCUAGCGAAAGCUGCAGGCUAGCUAGCCAUCAUGAAGGUAGAGCGCGAUUUCCACAUGAGCCGGGGCGACGGCGAGGACAGCUACGCCUCCAACUCCAGGGUCCAGGAGAAGUCCAUACUCAAGACGAGGCCGGUGCUGCACAAGGCCGUGACGGCGGCGCACGCCUUGUCUCUCAUCUCCGCAGGAUCCGGCGGUGGCGCCAUGGUCGUCGCGGACCUCGGCUGCUCGUCGGGGCCCAACACUCUGCUCAUCGUCUCCGAGGUACUCGGAGCGGUGGCCGACUGCCGACACGAGCUGGCCACGACCAUGAUGGUGGUCGGCGGCGGCGGCCAACCGCAGCACGUGCAGAUCUUCCUAAACGACCUCCCCGGGAACGACUUCAAUCUCGUCUUCCGGUCCCUGGAGCAGUUCAAGACGCUGGCCGCCAAGGACCGGCGGGAGAAACCGCUGCUGCCGCCGUACUACGUCGCCGGGCUACCGGGCUCCUUCUACACCCGGCUGUUCCCGGACCGCUCCGUCCACCUCUUCCACUCCUCCUACUGCCUCAUGUGGCGCUCCAAGGUCCCCGACGAGCUCACCGGCGGCGCCGUCCUCAACGAGGGCCACAUCUACAUCUGGGAGACCACGCCGCCGGCGGUGGUGGCCCUGUACAGGAGGCAGUUCCAGGAGGACUUGUCGCUGUUCCUCAGGCUACGCCACACGGAGCUCGUGACCGGUGGCCACAUGGUGCUGACGUUCCUGGGCAGGAAGAGCAAGGACGUGCUCCGUGGCGAGCUCAGCUACACGUGGGGGCUCCUCGCGCAGGCUCUCCAGUCACUCGUUAAACAGGGCCGUGUGGAGAAGGAGAAGCUCGACUCCUUCAACCUGCCGUUCUACGCGCCAUCGAUGGACGAGGUGACAGACGUGAUCGCGCGGAGCCAGGCGUUCGACGUCACCCACAUCCAGCUCUUCGAGACCAACUUGGAUCCACAUGACGACGACGACAUGGAGAUGGAGAUGAACGAAGACGCCGCCGUCCAGAGCGGCGUCAACGUAGCCAGGACCAUCAGGGCCGUGAUCGGACCCCUCAUCGCGGGCCACUUUGGCGAGCACAUACUCGACGAUCUCUUCGAGCUGCAUGCCAAUAAUGUUGCGGUGCACCUCCAAAAAGUGAAGACCAAGUACCCUGUCAUCGUCGUUUCUCUUGAGGCGAGGCGCGCCAAAUAAAGGACCAAGCUAGUGAUAAGUGGCAUUAACUUAACGGUGGGUCUGUGAACUAUGAAAAGCCUGCUAUACGACUUGUCUACUAAUGAAAAGUUGUUGUAAAUUCUCUAGUUUAAAAAAACUAAAAGUCGAUUGAUUCAAA